Molecule: messenger RNA, 1182 nt
Organism: Heterostelium album PN500
Lineage: Eukaryota; Evosea; Eumycetozoa; Acytosteliales; Acytosteliaceae
Product: peptidase M3A and M3B domain-containing protein
Exons: 2
Coding region: 1-1182 (393 amino acids)
Biological process (GO): peptide metabolic process; proteolysis
Molecular function (GO): metalloendopeptidase activity
Source: RefSeq, a predicted model, not a curated record
AUGAUUAAUUUUGUUUUGAAAAGAUUGAAACCUUCAACAACAACAACAACAAAGUUCUCUCUUCUUUCACCACCACCAAAUAGUUUUAUUACUUCAAGAUUAACAAAUAAUAAUAACUUUUAUUUAAAUAACAACAACAACAACAAAUAUAAUAAUAAUAAUUUUCAUUUUAAUCAAUUAAAAUCAUAUUCAACAAUCUCAAAUUCAACAACCAAUAAUAAUAAUAAUAAUUUAAAAACAACAACAACAACAAAAACAAACAAAAUGUCAGAUUGUGAAAAGAUUAAGAACGAUAUUAAAUUGAAAUUCCCAUUGAAAUUGGAGGAGUUUGACGAGCGUGUGCAACAUCUAAAGAAGACACACGACGCUGGUUUGCAAAAGAUCAUCGAUAUUCCACGUGCCUCUCGUACCUUUGAGAAUACUUUUGGUGCGCUUAUCGAUCUCGAGCGUCAGUACUACAUCGAGGAGAGUUCACUCACCUUCCCAGCACACGUCAACCAAGCCAAGGAGAUCCGUGACGUCUCGAACAACGCCGAGUCCGAACUCAACAAGUACUCGAUCGACACCAACAUGCGUGAGGAUCUCUACAACGUGUUCGCCGAGUACAUCCAAGACAACCCCGCCUACAAGUCGGAGCUGAGUGCCGUGCAGCAGCGUGUCAUCAAGAAGAUCAUGGAGGUCUACGAGAGGAACGGUUUGCAGCUGCCAAAGGAUCAGCGUGACGUUCUCAAGGAGAUCAAGAAGGAGAUCAACGAACUCUCGAUCCAAUUCAACAAGAACAUCGCCGAAGAUAAAUCAAAGGUGACAUUCACACGUGAGCAACUCGCUGGUGUUCCAGACGAUGUCCUCGAACUCUUUGAGAAGACCGACAGCGGUAGCUACACCGUCUCUUGCAAAUCACCGGAAUACGUUCCUCUCAUGAAGUUCUGCAACGUCACCGACACCAGAAAGAAGAUGGAUUUCACCUAUGGUUCCAGAUGUAUCGAUACCAACGUUAAAAUCCUUUCUCAAGCUUGUAAAUUAAGACAUGAAUCUGCUAAAAUUCUUGGUAAAAAUGAAUGGAGUGAAGUUGUCACUCAAUAUAAUAUGGCUUUGAAUUCAAAGAAUGUCACUGAUUUCUUGACUAGAAUGACAAAUCUUUUGAAACCAUAUGGACUUGAAGAAUUAAAGAAAUUAGCGUAA